This is a messenger RNA of Ruditapes philippinarum (Manila clam), 4358 nucleotides long. RefSeq lists its product as uncharacterized. Bases 589 to 2175 code for a protein of 528 amino acids. The transcript has a single exon. Gene Ontology annotation, molecular function: ubiquitin-protein transferase activity. NCBI's taxonomy places the organism in Eukaryota, Metazoa, Mollusca, Bivalvia, Venerida, Veneridae. The record is from RefSeq and is a predicted model, not a curated record. Gene Ontology annotation, cellular component: nucleoplasm; chromatin. Gene Ontology annotation, biological process: positive regulation of DNA-templated transcription.
CAAAAACAUGACAAUUACAUGUUUUAUAUAUCUUUAUUUUGCAUGAAAAUGGGUCGAAACAAAUUAAAACAUGUUGCAAAGUUAAAUCAGUUGUUUCAUAUUUUGACACGCAUUUAUAAUCCCAUGCCCUAGUAGUAGUUUAUGGUAACAAGUAAUAACUGCUAUUUAUAAAUCUAUUGUCAAUAUCAUGAAAAGGUGUAUAGAUACCAGUACACUCUACACGCAUUUUAAACAAGAAUAAUAAACCUCUCAAUGUAUAGAUUUAUACUUCCUAAUUUAAACCAUUUUAAACACAACUUUUUGAUAAGACAGUAUUGCAUAUUUAUUUCAUGUUUUAAAUUAAAAAAAAAUCAUGGCAUAUUCCAGGAUAGACUUCAGUGGUUCAGUUACACAGGACUCUGAUGAAGUUCAGGAAAUGUUUUGUGAACAUUGUGAUAAACAUGACAAGCAAUAUGUUCCUGCUGAAGGAUUUUGUGAGGAAUGUUUAGAGUACUUGUGUGCUAUAUGUCUGAAAUUCCAUAAAAGAUUAUUGGUCUCCCAUACUAUCAAGGAUAAGGAUAACAUGCCACAGGAUAUCUGUCUGAAGAAAUGUUCUUUCAUCAAGAUGAAUUAGUCAAGUUCUAUUGUCAAGCUUGUAAGAAAUUUGCCUGUACUGAAUGCAAGAUACAAGGCCAUGGGAACUGUAGUGUGAUCAGCCAUUUGCCAGCUCUUGUUCCAGGGAUUGAAAACAGCCAAGAAAUCAAAGAACUUAAUGAAAAUCUUGAUGAGUUAAUGAAAGAUUUGGAACAUACAGAAAAACAUGUGAACAUAAACAUGAAAUAUGUUGCUUCACAAGAAACAAAGAUAUUAGAUACGGUCAUGAAAAAAAAGAAAGAAAUAUUGUCAGUGUUUGAAAAACAUCAGACAGAUAUAAUUCAAAACUUUGAGAAAAAAAUAAAAGAAACCUUACAAAGACUUGAAGAAGAGAAAAAAGAGAAAAUUAACAAAUUACAAGAAAAUCAAAGGAAAUUAGAAAAGUUGUUAAAUGAUCAGGAGAAUGAAAUAAAGAAGAAAAUUGAAAUCAUAAAAAAGGAAGACGAGAAGGUUUUGCAGGCAAUCAUUGAAGAAACCUCAAAAAUGAAAACAAAAUUGAACACAAUAUCAACAGAGCUGGCUCAUCAUCAAGGUACAGAUCAAAGAUGUCAACUGUUUGUUGCUAUGAAGAAGGGGCAAGAAAUCAUUGAACAAUUGAAACCAGAUGCAGAUAAACAAUGUAAGAACAAUUCAAUUCAUUAUUACAAAGUUGAAUGCAAAGCUUCUGAACAAAAUAUUACCAAUUUACAAGACUGUGACAAUUUUUUCACCUAUCAAGAAAUACACGAGUCAGAAGUAAAAAGAACUGCAAGUUAUUACACAGAUAUUAAAUGCACAUUUGACUCCUGGUCAUCUCUAUGCUUGUUAUCAGAAAACUGUCUUCUUAUUAGUGACAAAAAUUAUUCAAAACUAAUUAUAUUCAAGGAUUUGUCAGUCAGCACUACAUCAUAUGAUACAAUAGACCUGCCACCAGAACCUUGGGCUGUUGCUAAAGUUGACAAUAAUAAAGCUGCUGUAACAUUUCCUGGUCCUGGAAUAUUAAAACUGAUAACAUUCUCUAAGUCUAUGACAGUGACCAGCAUUGAAGAUAUAAAAGUAGGAGAAGGUUGUAAUGGUGUUGCCUACAGUAACAACAAGCUUAUAGUAUCAUUCACAGACAGUAAAGCAACAGUGAAGAUAAUUGACAUGUCUGGUAAAGUAAUGAAAACAUAUGAUAAAGAUCAUCAUGGGAAAUAUCUGUUUGGUGAUCCUCAUUUCUUAACAAUCAGUGCAGACAACACAGUUAUAUAUGUAUCUGACUUUGAGAAGAACUGUGUGAUGGGUUUAACCUUUGAUGGGAAAGUCAAGGCCAUUUACAAGGAUGACCAGUUGAAGGGGCCAUGUCAACUGACUGUAGAUAGGUCUGGAGCAGUGUUUGUAUGUGGAUAUUGGUCACACAAUAUACAUCAAUUAUCACCUGACCUGACCAAGGUGAAGAUUCUACUGGAUAAAGAACAAGGAAUAAAAGGACCAGUGGGUGUGGCAUACUGCCAGAAUAAUAACAGAUUGUAUGUGAGUCAAUAUGCUGAUAACAUUAAAGUGUAUGAUUUAUCACUGGAAUAAACUAUUCUAUUUCUUCCACUUCUUGAAACUUACACUUCAAAAUGCUUCAGGCCUCUAGCCUAUUACAUGACAAAAAGUGCAACACAUAGAAUGAAUAAAGUUGGUUCAUUAUUAACAAAGUAUAAAAUGAUUUAGAACACUGAUAACAUACUAUUAAAAAAAUGAAUAAUGGCAGGUCUGCUUCAACUCAAUUCAAAUGUAAUAAAGCUUUAUAAUUUAAAAAGGUGUCUAUUACUAUCCUAUAACAAAACGAAGUUAACACUUACAUAAAGCAAUAUUUAUAUAAGUUUUGAUUAAACAAUAUGAAAUAGCUCUACAUUCAUUUGUAAGAAUGUGGGCUGUUUGUUUUGCUUAUAUUUAAAGUUAAUUUGAAAUUUACUAACAUUUGAUAUUGUGUAGUUUUAUCAGCAUAUCAAAACAAUAAAUCAUUAAACUGAUAAGCUUUAGUAUAAAUAAUGAAUCUAUAAUUAUUGUUGAAAUGCUUGACAUGUGGUCUUUGUUUAUCUUGUUUGGUUUUAUGGCACACCAACACUAUUUUGGUCACAAUGCACCAGAACAGGAAAGAUCAUUUUGGCUAACUUCUGGUGUUACAAACUUUAAAGCCAAAACCAUCUCGCUUACUGGAGCUAAGAGAUGCAUAGACUCCAGUAAUUCGAACCCAUUUAGUGGCUCUUACUAUCAUGCAGGGAUAAAUAGUAGCUGCAAUUCUGAUCCCUCAACCCUUAAAAACAGUGAACUCAAUAUAUUCAUUAAACGGAGGUAAUAUUGUGAUCAUGUUGAUAUUCAUUUGACCAAAAGUGUAUGUAAAUAAACGAUAAUUAUUAACAAGAGCACCGCUAGGCGGAGCAUUAUAUGCCCGAAAGUGAGUUGUUUUUUUUUAGUUAAGAUUAAGCAUUUGUAAGAUAUGGGAAUUAAAUAAAGUAUAACCUCCUUCAAAUAACAAUCCUAUGAAGUUUGAAUAUUGUGGGCCAAAUGGAACUUAAGUUAUGCUCCGGAAACUGUUUUCAGUUUUAAAGUAAUAGUGACCUUGACCUUUGACAUUGUGACCCCAAAUAAAUAGGGGUCUUCUACCCAAUAUAGACAAUCAUACUAUGAAGUUUGAACACUGUGGGCCAAAUAGAACUUAAGUUAUGUUCCGGAAACUGUUUUCAAUUUCUAAAUAAUAGUGACCUUGACCUUGUGACCCCAAAAUCAAUAGGGGUCUUCCACCCAAUAUGAACAAUCAUCCUAUGAAGUUUGAACACUGUGGGCCAAAUGGAACUUAGUUAUGCUCCAGAAUAUUAAGAUCAUUGUGAUCCUGACCUCUGACCUUAUGACCCUAAAAUCAAUAGGGGUCAUGUAUUGAACAUGGCUGUUCACCCUAUAAAAUUUUACAGCUGUAAAUUGAUUAAUACUUAAGUUAUUGAGCAGAAAUUGUUUUCAAUUUUAAGGUUAUAGUGACCUUGACCUUUGACCUUGUGACCCCAAAAUCAAUAGGGGUCUUCUACCCAAUAUGGACAAUCAUCCUAUAAAGUUUGAAUAUUGUGGACCAAAUGGAACUUAAGUUAUGCUCCGGAAACCAAAUUCCUAACGGACAGAAGUCCUUACGAAUGCUUUUCCUUUUUAGCCACACAAGGCUAAAAAAAGACACACAAGUAAAACCUAGGACUGGAUCAAUAUACCGGUAAAUCGGUAUUUAUCGAUUUUCUGUUUUUCAAUAUGGUAUGGUUAUCGGGUUUUAGCUAUACCGAUACAAAGGGAGACAACCUAAUAAGUGUGUAACUUAUAAACAUGAUCAUUAAAACUAUUGUAUUUAAUAUGUCAGCUCGAAAGUUAAAACUGGGGAAUUUUCUCUUAAAGUUAAUGAUAAGAAGGCACUCUGAAAUAUUUGCAAGGCUAAGUGGCUAGUUCAGGUGGAACAACAAUUGUCAAUACAUAACAAUUAAUCCAGCCAUUUAAUCUCCUAUUUCUAACACAUUGGUAAAAAUAUACCUUCAGGUCGGCGGUAGUUUUUAUUAGACCAAACAGUUACUUGUAAUUUAAUCAAACACAUAUUGUUAAUACAUAAAUUCUACAAAUUUAUUGAUUUUCCAAGAUGUAGGUAGCUAAAUAAAUGCGACAGUGCAAAGACCUAGCUAAACACCGUUUUCCGGUACAUUACAUAUUUAGCUCUUGGAAAUUACGACACCAAAUGAAGUCCACAA